CACUUUUGAAGCCGAUUCCGCCUUGCGAAGGCGUUGCAGGCGAGUCUGACCUUCGUCAAGAUCCGAUGACAUUGUCAAAAGCAGCGGUGCGGUGUCCUUCGUGCGUGUUGCUGGCGGGGCUGUUCAUAGGCAUUGGCUGGGUUGCGGUGCCCUCCCUCCUCCUCGCACUCCGCCCGGCAGGGCUGCACGUGUGCGAUCACACCAACACCAACACAUCUGCACUGCAUCAGCACACGGCAACCCAUGGCAACUUCACUCUCGUGGCUGGGAGGCGCUUCCGGCUGCUGCAGGCCAGCCGGUGUGGAUCUGCUGAGCUGCUGAGAGGGGCGGAGGUGGUGCUCGUCUCUCUGUCGGCUAUGCGGCCACUGAGUGAGGAUGAUCUGGUGCGGACGGCACUCCAGCCGGAGAAAGAUGCUGGGAAGGAGGAAUGUCUGUUCCCUCUUGCCAGAGUUGAGGCGGACCAAGAGGAGUGCAGCGUCUGCCUUGACCGUCUGGAGCCUGUUCACACCAUCCUACCGCCCUCAUCCGUUCCCCCCAGUGGCUGCAUCCCCGUCAGAAUGAAGGGCCUACAGUCCCUCAUGCCGGCCGGGCAAUGGACACCCGCAUUCUUGCGGAGGCUCGGCGCCGCCCGCAAUGUGACGCUCGACGCCUUCUCUGAGCCCUCCAGUGUCAAUGGGAGCACUAAACUGGACAUCCAGCGGGCAAUCACACUGGAUCAGGCGUUCUCUGCAGGGAACGGCACACACGAGGGCGGCGGGGGCAGGUGGCUGGACGUGCGGGAGGACAUUGAGGUGUUCAAUCAGCUGCCCGGGCUGCGAAGACACCUGCACUGGCGACUUGCAAUGCCGACGGUGAGUGACUGGCCACACAAUGAAGAGAGGAAGAGAAUUCGCGGUCGAUUGGCUGUCAUUCCUUUCAGCAUUUUGCUGCUUCUCUGGUGGAGUAUCUGUGGAUCGCCCCCAAGGGUUCCAUCACCCCACUGCACAUGGACCUGGCCGCCCCACACAUAUUCCACUACAUCAUCGCCGGCAAGAAGACCUUCUGGCUGUACCCCUACUCGCAGUCGGAUCUCCUCACUCCCACCGGCACCAUGCCACUCGACGGCGCCCUCUACUCCAAUAUGGUUCCUCAUGAUGCGCCGGCUAACAACGGAUCGGCAGAUGUGUCUGUCGUUCCGUCGUCGGCAGCGCCACUGAAAAUCACUCUCAGGUGGACGGGGCGAGAGUGGGAGGUGUUCUUUGGUAUCGCCCCUGCCUAUGUGUGUGUGUCGGCGCUGUGUGUGUCCACAGUGCCGGUGAGAGUUUGUACAUUCCCUGGGGCUGGUGGCAUUACGUCCACUACGACCAGGACUCCCUAUCGGUCGGCGACACACACAUCCACUGACACCUCUCAUACACACAUCAUAUGAUGCAGGCGAUCCUCUGUCUGCUGGUGUGUUCAGGUGAAUGUGGUCGGUUUCGAUUCGGACGUGCGCACGUCGGUGUGGUAUAGCGUGUUGGCGGUGGGUGUGGUGCUGCAGGGCAUCAAGGCCUUGUGUGCCGGCGACUGGGCCACUGUCUCGUACUGCUCUCACUGGCACCCGACUACCUGCGGAUCAUCAGUGUGUAGGACGGGAUGGGACCGAUGGUUGGAUGGGGGUGUGUGCACUUUUGGACCUUGUAUGUCCGUCUGUACGUGUCGAUACACACAUGGACUCAUUCAUGGAGGUGAGACAUGGGGCAAUUGACAUGGAUUGG
Vitrella brassicaformis is the source of this 1736-nucleotide messenger RNA. The record is from the annotation of a GenBank genome assembly. NCBI's taxonomy places the organism in Eukaryota, Vitrellaceae.